Messenger RNA from Nelumbo nucifera (sacred lotus), 2417 nucleotides. The record is from RefSeq and is a predicted model, not a curated record. Lineage: Eukaryota; Viridiplantae; Streptophyta; Magnoliopsida; Proteales; Nelumbonaceae.
CGGUGAAAGAAAGGAGCAGGAGCUCGGUAAGUCGGAAUCAAAUAUUCAUCUAAGCGGCAUCCGCAGAUAUGCAUAUGCUACGUUUCGGUCUUGGGCUUAAUUCGAAUUCAAAAUAUACACUGAUUCGAUUAAAGGCUGUUAAUAUGUUAUUUUCAUUAUCCGAUCGAACUCGGAGUUUAGUGCAUCCGAUCCGAUUACAGGGAUAGGCGGCUAGCCCGAAGCACAGAAACAAGGGGCUCAUAUUGGCGGUAGAAGGGGAAGACUGCUGUUACGGGCGUUCAGUUCGGCUUCCGUUUGGUGGUGGAGACUCCGGAAAAGUUUUCCUUCGACGACUGCUGUUACGGGCGUUCUGUUCCUUCUGCCUAUCGCAAUCAAAGGGAUUCCAGACGCCAAGGGUUCUCUGUGACCAAAGAGUUCGGGUUUUAGAUCAGCGGGCCAACCAUGGCAACAGCUUCAGUGGCAUUUAAAUCCAGGGAGGAUCACAGAAAGCAACUAGAAUUAGAAGAAGCACGUAAAGCUGGGCUUGCACCAGCUGAAGUCGAUGAAGAUGGGAAAGAAAUUAACCCUCAUAUUCCUCAGUACAUGUCAUCUGCACCUUGGUAUCUCAAUGCAGAGAGACCGAGUUUAAAGCAUCAAAGGAAAUGGAAGUCAGAUCCAAAUUACACCAAAGCCUGGUAUGAUAGGGGUGCAAAAAUUUAUCAUGCUGAUAAAUAUAGAAAGGGUGCAUGUGAAAACUGUGGAGCAAUGACACAUGAUAAGAAGUCAUGCAUUGAAAGGCCUCGAAAGUUGGGAGCAAAAUGGACAAACAAACACAUUGCACCUGAUGAGAAGAUAGAGACCUUUGAGUUGGACUAUGAUGGAAAACGUGACCGAUGGAAUGGGUAUGAUCCAGCAACAUAUGCCCGUGUUAUUGAGAGAUAUGAAGCAAGAGAUGAGGCCAGAAGAAAAUAUCUAAAAGAACAGCAGCUGAGAAAAUUAGAAGAGAAGAACAAUAACCAGAAUGGUGAGGGUGAAGUUAGUGAUGAGGAUGAUGAUGAAGAUGCCCUGAAGGUAGAUGAAGCUAAGGUGGAUGAGAGCAAACAGAUGGACUUUGCUAAAGUUGAGAAACGUGUGCGCACAACGGGUGGUGGGAGCACAGGAACAGUCAGGAAUUUGCGUAUUCGGGAGGACACAGCAAAGUAUCUUUUGAAUCUUGACGUGAAUUCUGCACAUUAUGAUCCUAAAACCCGGUCUAUGCGUGAGGAUCCUCUUCCAGAUAUGGACCCGAAUGAGAAGUUCUAUGGAGGAGAUAAUCAAUAUAGAGUGAGUGGGCAGGCAUCGGAGUUCAAGCAGCUUAAUAUUCAUGCGUGGGAAGCCUUUGACAAAGGCCAGGACAUCCAUAUGCAGGCUGCCCCCUCUCAAGCUGAACUUCUUUUCAAAAAUUAUAAGAUUAUUAAGGAGAAGUUAAAGUCUGGAAUAAAGGAAACUAUUAUGGAGAAGUAUGGCAACGCAGCUUCUGAAGGAGAGCUUCCAAAAGAGCUUCUCAUGGGGCAAACUGAGAGACAGGUUGAGUAUGAUCGUGCUGGUAGGAUCAUUAAGGGUCAGGAGAUGUCUUUACCAAGAAGCAAAUAUGAAGAAGAUGUGUACAUUAAUAAUCACAUAAGUGUUUGGGGUUCCUGGUGGAAGGAUCACCAAUGGGGCUACAAGUGCUGCAAACAGAUGAUAAAGAACAGUUACUGUACAGGUGCAGCUGGAAUUGAGGCUGCUGAAGCUGCAACAGAUCUCAUGAAAGCUAAUAUUGCUCGUAAAGAGGUCACUGAAGAGAAAUCAGCACCAACGGAGGAUAAAAACAUUGCUACUUGGGGAACUGAUGUACCGGAUGACUUGGUCCUUGACCAGAAACAACUUGCUGAGGCACUUAAGAGGGAGGAUGAAAGGAGGAAGGAAGAAAAAGAUGAAAGAAAGCGGAAAUACAAUGUGAGAUGGAAUGAUGAGGUUACUGCUGAGGAUAUGGAGGCAUACAGGAUGAAGAAGAUCCACCAUGAUGAUCCAAUGAAGGACUUCCUUCACUGAAUUUGGACUAUGUACUUUCUUCCAUCUCAAGCAUAUUUAAAUGGAGUCGUAUAUAUUUGCUUCCAAGGUUAUUCUGUCUGCUUUAAAGUGGAUCGAAGUUGUUCUCCCUCAAACUGGAGUAUUAAUGUGGUCAUAUAUCUGCUUUCACGUAAGGUUUCUCCCAUGGGGGACCUCCAUGUCAUGUGUAUAAUUUUCUUGGACUAGGAAAUGAUGGGAAUGUCGUUGGAAAUGAAUUCCUGUUUUCUGUAUUCAGCACUGCGCUGCGACCAUCCACUUUAUAAGGAAAAAAAUGGUCUGUGGUUUGUAUCAACGGCUACAAUGGGAAUUGAUGUGUAGAUAUGAAAUCGUUGACGUUUCUUGCCUGU